This is a messenger RNA of Exophiala viscosa, 1671 nucleotides long. Its product is annotated as major facilitator superfamily domain-containing protein. Gene Ontology annotation, cellular component: plasma membrane. NCBI's taxonomy places the organism in Eukaryota, Fungi, Ascomycota, Eurotiomycetes, Chaetothyriales, Herpotrichiellaceae. The record is from RefSeq and is a predicted model, not a curated record. The coding region runs from base 1 to 1671 and encodes 556 amino acids. The transcript is spliced from 2 exons. Gene Ontology annotation, molecular function: transmembrane transporter activity. Gene Ontology annotation, biological process: transmembrane transport.
AUGCGAGGCAUAAACGAUGUUGAGGCCCAGAAACGGCCUCAUACUCCCAAACCCGUCGCCCAUUGGCGUCUAGUCUUCAGUCAAACCCUGGUCACCAAUGAAGACGUGCUCAACUAUCGCUACAAAGGUGCCGGCACGACAGAAGAUCCCUAUCUCGUGGAAUGGAUCCCAUUCGAUCCACGAAACCCCAUGGAAUGGCCAGACUGGAAGAAAUGGGCCAUCACUUUCACCGUGGCCAUUGCUACGCUCGCAGUGUCAUUGGUGGCCUCGGCGUACUCCGCGAGUAUACCUCAGCUCAUGGACCACUUUGGCUGCAGCGAAGAGGUCGCUACACUGGGCACAUCGUCCUUUGUCCUGGGGUUCGCAUUUGGUCCUACGAUCUGGGGUCCGCUGUCCGAGCUAUACGGCCGCCAGUACUUGUAUUUCGGAACUUAUCUGAUCCUGACGGCCUUCAAUGGCGCAGCCAUUGGGGCUAACUCGAUCGCCAGUCUCAUCGUCUUCCGCUUCAUCGGCGGCAUAUUCGGCUCUUCUCCCUUGACUAAUGCUGGAGGGGUGAUCGCGGACAUGUUCCCGGCCAGUCAACGCGGGCUUGGGAUAACCCUUUUUGCUUGCGCGCCAUUCCUUGGUCCUGCGCUGGGUCCGCUCAUAGGCGGCUUCGUUGCGGAGAACGCGGGCUGGCGCUGGCUCGAAGCCGUCAUGGCAUUGUACUGUGCCACGCUCUGGAUCUUCGGCUCCCUGACGGUGCCUGAGACGUACGCGCCCGUCAUCCUAUCCCGUCGCGCCAACCAACUCAGCAAACGCACAGGCAAAGUCUACGUAUCAGCGAUUGAACACCGGCAGGGCAAAGUCACUGCGAAGGAGGCUUUCAAUAAAGCCAUCAAACGGCCAUGGAUCUUACUGUUCCUCGAACCAAUAGUCCUCCUGCUCUCGCUGUGGUUGGCCAUCCUAUACGGCACCCUCUUCUUGCUCUUCGGCGCCUUCCCCAUCGUCUUCGCAGAAGGACGGCACUGGUCCCAAGGCAUCAGCGGACUGGCUUUUCUGGGAUUAGCUGGUGGCCAAAUCGCCGCUACGAUAUACUGCAUUCUCGACAACAAGCGAUAUCAACGGAUUGACAAGGAGUAUAAUGGCGAAGCACCACCCGAAGUGCGGCUACCUCCAGCCACGAUCGGCGCCAUCGCCAUUCCCAUCGGGAUGUUCUGGUUCGCAUGGACUAACGGCCCUUCCGUCCACUGGAUCGUACCAAUCCUUGCAUGCGCCCCUUUCGGCUUCGGAAUGGUGCUGGCGUUCCUAGCCUCCAUCAACUACCUCAUCGACGCGUACACGAUAUACGCCGCGAGCGUACUGGCAGCCACGGCUAUCGUACGAGCCCUAUUUGCCGCCAUAUUCCCCUUGUUUACCAAUUACAUGUACGCGAGAUUAGGCAUCCACUGGGCAAGCUCGAUCCCGGCGUUCCUCGCGCUCGCAUGCACGCCAUUCCCAUUCAUAUUCUACAAGUACGGCAAGAGUAUUCGAAUGAAGUGCAAGUACGCGGCGGAUGCGGCUGAGGUUAUGGCCCAGAUUCGGGCGAGGCAGAAGGCUGUGCAGGAGGAAGAGAAGCGUGAGGCUGAUGAGGAUGCUGCUGGCAUAUCUGGUGUGGAGAAACAUGCUCAGAAGGUGGACGUUGGUGAAUAG